AUGGCGACUGAGCACAGAAAUAUUAUCCAGCUUGUGGCAGAUGACCUCGGCCUAUUCCUCGGAUGUUACGGUGCCAAUAAUAUCUAUACGCCAAAUAUAGAUAAACUUGCAGCAUCCGGAACCAAGUUUACAAACGCCUUUGCCAGCACGGCAUCGUGUUCUGGCAGUCGCUCAACAAUUUACACCGGUCUGCAUACCCACGAGAAUGGUCAAUAUGGGCUUGCACAUGGGUGGAAUCAUUUCCAAACCCACGAUCAUAUUGAGACGCUACCUCAGAUCUUCAAUGCUUUGGGAUACCAAACCGGGAUCAUUAGCAAGGUGCAUGUUGGCCCCCGAACAGCUUAUCCAUGGGAAGUCACCGAAGAGAGCGAUACUCGUAAUGUGAAUGCAAAUGCAGCCCGUGUUGAGGCAUUUUUCGACAAAGCCAAAGCCACGAACCGACCCUUUCAUUUGACGGUUGGAUUCAGAGACCCUCACCGAGACCACACGAGACAAGGGUUUGGCAAUGACGAGGCAGAUGUGGCACACAUCCCAGUGCCCGAUUAUUGUAUGUCAGACGUGGAUAUUCCUUUCUAUCUCAGUGACGUGCCUGAGGUGCGGCUUGAACUGGUCGAAUACUACAAGGCGAUCAGUAGGAUGGAUUUUGGAGUUGGCCUGAUCAUGGACGCACUGGAAAAAUACAAGCUGGCUGAAAACACCCUGGUUAUCUUCGUCAGCGACAAUGGAGCCCCAUUCCUUAAUUCAAAAACCACUUUAUACGAUGCAGGAGUCAAGCUGCCCUUGAUUGUGAGAUGCCCAGGAUCUGCUCGCGGAGUGGUCAACUCCAACAUGGUUUCAUUUCUGGACAUUUUACCCACUUCUCUGGAUUGGGUCGGCGCAAGCGAGGCAGAUAUCAAGACAGACAACUUGGGAAAGUCCCCAAAGCGGCUGGGGCAUUCAUUCCUCUCCAUUUUGGAAUUAUCAGAAAUCCUUCCCGGGCAGGAAUGGGCGCAGCAUGUUUUCGGCUCUCACACGUUUCAUGAGAUACAGAACUAUUGGCCCACGAGAUUCCUUCGCACCCCACGCUUCAAAUAUCAUCGGAACAUUGCCUGGAGGCUGGAUUUUCCUUUUGGUACAGACCUAUAUGGCAGCUUAUCGUGGGAGGGCAUUCGCAAUGCCGGAGGUUCGGUCAUGAUCGGGAAACGCCCGCUGGAGAAAUACCUUUUCCGAGGACCCGAGGAACUUUUCGACCUUGAGAACGACCCAGAGGAGGUUAACAACUUGGCUUCUAAUAAAGAAUACGAAGCUUUGCUCCUUGAAUGUCGUUCAAAGGUUGAGACGUGGCAAUAUCAGACAGGAGAUGUAUGGCUGCUCAAGGACGGUGUGUCAGUCAUCACCAGUGAGGAGCAUCGGCGGCAAGGAAUGAAGUUGCGAGACCGAUUUGAAGUUGAUCCUGUUAAUCCUGGCAACCAACAAGGGCCACAUUGGGUGCCACCAUUGGUCCAAGCGUCUGCCGCCAACGAUCAGUUUCUACCGGGAUGA
This is a messenger RNA of Penicillium lagena, 1521 nucleotides long. RefSeq names its product sulfatase family protein. Lineage: Eukaryota; Fungi; Ascomycota; Eurotiomycetes; Eurotiales; Aspergillaceae. The transcript has a single exon. Gene Ontology annotation, molecular function: arylsulfatase activity. Bases 1 to 1521 code for a protein of 506 amino acids. The record is from RefSeq and is a predicted model, not a curated record.